Molecule: messenger RNA, 3381 nt
Organism: Quercus lobata
Lineage: Eukaryota; Viridiplantae; Streptophyta; Magnoliopsida; Fagales; Fagaceae
Product: receptor-like protein 13
Exons: 7
Coding region: 17-2692 (891 amino acids)
Molecular function (GO): protein binding
Source: RefSeq, a predicted model, not a curated record
AGGAAAAUAAAAAUUAAUGGAGUUGGGACGUUAUUGUUGGUGGCCAGUGGUGUUACUUUUGGUUCAUUUAGGUAUGAAUGGGUGCUUUGGUUGCUGGGAGCAAGAGAGAAUUGCACUCUUGCAAUACAAAGCUUCCGUCAACUACAAUGAUGAUUAUGAUAUUACACCUUGGGACUCAGCUGACAAAGAGAGUGAUUGCUGUGAGUGGGAAGGUGUCAAGUGCAACAUCACUACUGGCCGUGUAAUCCAACUUGCUCUUAAUAGCACGAUUUCCUAUUGGAGUGGAGAAAGUGGGGGAGGUUCGCACUUUAAUGCCUCUCUGUUUCUUCCCUUUGAAGAGCUCCAGUACCUCGAUUUUAGUGAUAAUUCCAUUCGUGGAUGGGUCCCAAAUGAAGGUUUUGAAAGAUUAUAUGUGUUGAGCAAGUUGGAGGUGCUUCACUUGGAGUAUAAUAAUUUCAAUGACAGCAUUCUUUCAUCCUUGAGUGGAAUUGCUUCCCUCAAGGAACUAUAUUUGGGGUACAACAAUUUGAAUGGAUCAAUCCCCAUCCAAGGUUUUGAAAGAUUCUCUUUGUUGAGCAAGCUGGAGGUGCUUCACUUGGAUGAUACUAAUUUCAAUCACAGCAUUCUGCAAUCCUUAAGUGGUAUUGCAUCGCUCAAGGAACUAGAUUUGAGUAAAAACAAUUUGAAUGGAUCAAUCCAUAUCAAAGAAUUUAAAGCAUUUAGGAACUUGGAGGAGCUUUACUUGAGUCAGAAUAAUAUCCAUGACUUCGUGACAACAAAAGAUUCAAGCAUCUUAACUAAGUUGCAACUCCUAGACUUGAGUGGGAAUGAUUUCAGUGCACAAGUUCUUGAGUCAUUAAUUGCCUUCCCAUCGUUGAAGACAUUAGAUCUUUCAAAUAACAAUUUGGAGGGAUCGUUUACCACUAAAGAGUUGAGCAAACUAAACAACCUUGAGCAGUUGAACUUGGAUGGUUCGUCGUUUGAUAAAAGUCUUCUUCAUAAAAUUGGAGUUAUGACUUCUCUUAAUGCAUUGACAAUGGUAGCAUGUGGACUGAAUGGCACCUUACCUGACCAAGGCUGGUGUGGACUUAAGAAGCUCCAAGAGAUAGACCUCAGCUACAAUAAUUUUGAAGGGAGACUACCUUCAUGUAUGGCAAACUUGACAUCACUCCGGGUAUUGGAUCUCUCUAACAAUCACUUCAAUGGGAACAUUGUCCAGUCUCCACUAUCAAGUUUGACAUCACUUGAGUACCUUUCUUUCUCAGAUAACAACUUCGCGAUCCCAUCCACGUUGUCCUUCCUUUCCAACCUCUCAAAUCUUAAGAUCCUAUUAAGUGAUAACAAUAUAUUAGCUUUGGAACCUGACUCCCUUACUUGGAUUCCCACCUUCCAAUUAAAGGUUUUCAGUUUGUCAAAUUGUUCGUCUAACAUUCACAAUAGGACACUUCCCAGACUUCUUCAUUACCAAUAUGAUUUGCGAGGUAUUGUUCUCUCUCACAACAAGUUGGUUGGGCAGUUCCCUACCUAUUUGUUAGAGAACAAGACAAGAUUGGAGAUUUUUAUUGUAAAUAAUAACUCUUUCACGGGGCCUUUUAUGGUGCCAUAUGAUAUUCGUCCCAACAUGUUGCGCAUAGAUAUUUCUAAUAAUUACUUACAUGGUCCAAUUCCCACAAACCUCGGUUUAAUUUUUCCAAAUUUAGAAUCUUUAAAACUGUCAGGAAAUAAAUUUGAAGGCAAUAUUCCUUCUUCUUUUGGGAAUUUGGUUUUCUUACGGAGUCUAGACUUGUCUGAGAAUCAUUUCUCAGGAACCAUACCAAUGCAUUUCAUAAUGGGUUGCUACAAUUUAGAAUUACUCAUAUUAUCAAGCAAUAGCUUCAGUGGCCAAAUAUUUCCUGCCAAUUCUAAUUGGACUAAUCUAAGAAAUUUACAUUUGGACAACAAUCAAUUCUCAGGCACACUUCCAACAUGGAUAGGGAAUGUGACAUCUUUAGAAGAUAUUGUUAUGGCCAAAAAUCAUUUUGAAGGUCCUAUUCCAAUUGAGUUAUGCAAACUCGUUGAUCUUGCAUUUCUUGACCUUUCUGACAACAAUCUUUUUGGCUCUGUUCCAUCUUGCUUCAAUUCCUCAAGUAUCAGUUAUUUUCAAUUAAAUAAAAAUUGCUUGAGCGGUCCAAUUCCAAGUUCUUUCCAAAACAACUCCUAUCUACUUGCACUGAAUCUUCGAGAUAACCAUCUAACUGGAAACAUUCCCAAUUGGAUUGGCAGCCUCUCAUCAUUGAGAAUUCUCCUCUUGAAAGCGAAUCAUUUAGAAGGUCAAAUUCCAAUUCAAGUAUGCCUUUUGCAGAAUUUAAACAUUUUGGAUCUUUCCUACAAUAAAUUUUCAGGUCUAAUUCCUUAUUGCUUGAGUAACAUUACUUUUGAUGCAUCUGCCCACAAAACUUCUUUAAGAGGUUUAUCUUCAGGGGUAACUUUUUUAAGGAGUUUGUCAUUAUAUUUGAACACAAAGUCAAAUAUUAUCAAAUAUCUCCCUUAUGAUCUAUCUACGUUUCGCGGAGUUAUGGAUGCUGAAGAAGAAGUAGAGUUCACUACAAAAACUAGAACUUACUCCUACAAGGGUGACAUCCUCGAGUACAUGUUUGGAAUUGACCUCUCAUGCAACAACCUAGUAGGUAAAAUUCCCACUGGAACUCGGUAGGAAGAGCAGCAACAUUCGUGCAUUGAACUUGUCACACAACAAUCUAUCCGGACCAAUCCCAGUAACAUUCUCAAAUUUAAAUCAAAUAGAAAGUCUGGAUCUUUCCUACAAUAAUUUGAAUGGCAAAAUUCCACCUCGGUUGACUGAAAUGACCUCUCUAGCGGUCUUUAUUGUGGCACACAACAACUUAUCAGGAACAACACCCGACAGAAAAAAUCAAUUCGUUACUUUUGGUGAAAGCAGCUAUGAGGGGAACCCUCUCUUGUGUGGACCUCCAUUACAUAAUAGUUGCACCAAAAUGAGACAACUAUCUAUAAUGCCAAUGGAUAUUGACGGGGAAGAAGGUGAUAGUUUCAUGGACAUGGGUAUCUUCUACAUAAGCUUUGUGGUGGCUUACAUAACAGUCCUGUUGGAAAUGGCUGCAGUUCUCUACUUAAAACCAUACUGGCGUAGGGCUUGGUUUAAUCUCAUUGAAGAUUGUAUUGAUACAUAUCGCUGUUUUUUUGUGGUUCUUUACCGUAAGUUGUUGAAUUUCAGCCUUCCAUAGCCUUGUAUUGCUACUUUUUUGUUGUGGUUUAUUACCGUAAGUUGUUUAAUUUCAGACUUGCAUAGCCUUGCAUUUUAAUGAUUACAUGUAUGUGUGUCUCUUCUUGUUGGAUUUUGAAUCUAAAGAUUGAAUUUUAAUACUA